AUGAGCAAGCUACUUGUUGUCUUCGGUGCCACCGGGCAGCAGGGUGGUUCCGUCAUCGACUUUGUUCUAAACGACUCCGAUCUUUCGAAAGAGUAUUCGCUACGUGCAAUCACUCGCGACGCCACGAAACCAGCUGGACAAGCUCUCCAGAAGAGAGGAGUGGAGGUUGUGUCUGCCGACAUCGACGACUCCCAGUCCCUAAACGCAGCACUAGCCAAGGCCCACACUGUUUUCAUCGUGACAACCACAGUCUACGAUGAGCAUCUCAAAUCCCGCGAAUUCCGACAAGGAAAAGCCGCCGCUGAUGUAUCGGUCGCUGCUGGUGCUAAAUAUCUGAUCUUCAGCACAAGCCCAGCAUGCGAACACCUGUGGGGACACCCAGUCGACUCCUUCGAUUCUAAGGCUGAGAUCGAACGCUACAUCCGCGAACUCCCGGUUGCUAGUGCAUUCUUCGCGCCAGGAAUGUUCAUGCAGAACUUUUUAACCAACCAAAUUCCUCGCCCAAUCCCCGGACAAGAAGGCGGGGAGCUAACGUACGCCAUUGCGAAUUUUAUCUCCCCAGAUGCGCCGUUCCCUCUCAUCGAAGCAGCCAAGGAUAGUGGCAAGUACAUCGCUGCUAUUCUCACCGCGCCAGAUAAAUACGUCGACUCGAUAUUAUCCGCGGCAACAGGCUUCUAUUCGUACCGUGAAGCUGCAGAGAUUAUUACCCGCAUCACGGGCAGAAAGACGAUCUAUGCCCAGAUCCCACAAGAGCAGUGGACUAGCUACCUUCCUCCCAACUACCAACGCCCAAUGGGAGCCAUGAUGUGCUGGAUUGAGAAGCCUGGGUACUAUGGACCUCAGUCGAAAGAGUUGGUCGAAUGGACGGUAAAACAAGCAAGGGGCAAACUGACCAGCCUCGAAGAAUUUGUCGAGGAGCAUGCGAAGGAGAUGUUUCCGCAGUAG
Molecule: messenger RNA, 945 nt
Organism: Penicillium manginii
Lineage: Eukaryota; Fungi; Ascomycota; Eurotiomycetes; Eurotiales; Aspergillaceae
Product: NmrA/HSCARG family protein
Exons: 1
Coding region: 1-945 (314 amino acids)
Source: RefSeq, a predicted model, not a curated record